AUGGGCGGUAGUCCCUUGAGAUCAUCAUUGGUUUUUGUUCAGAGCAAUGGCCUCCUCCCCCGACCACAACCACACCCUGAACGGCGAUUCCAACACCCACGCCUCCAAAAAGCCCAAACUCUCCUUCAUCACCCCUCCGAAAUCGCCGCCGAAUUCUCCCACCACGACCCCACCGUCGCCCGAAUCAACAACGGCAGCUUCGGGUCCUACCCCGACUCCGUCCUCCAGGCCCAGCGCCGCUGGCAGCUCAAGUACCUCUCCCAGCCCGAUCACUUCUACUUCAACCACCUCCAAGCCGGCAUCCUCCACUCCCGCACCCUCAUCAAGGACCUCAUCAACGCCGACCACGUCGACGAGGUCUCCAUCGUCGACAACGCCACCACCGCCGCCGCCAUCGUCCUCCAGCAGGAUGCCUGGGGCUUCUCCGAGAGCAAGUUCGAGCAGGGCGACGCAGUCGUCAUGCUCCACUACGCCUACGGCGCCGUCAAGAAGUCGAUUGAGGCCUACAUCACUCGCGCCGGCGGGCACGUCAUUGAGGAGUCUGAAUCUGUAGCAUUGUGUGUUGAAUUGUGUAGCUCAACAGAAGUACUCUGUCUAGACUUUAUCAAAUGUGACUUUAUCAAAGUUCUUGAUCGGUUUACCUUGGCCAUUUCCUACUGUCUAGACUUUAUCAAAUGGGAUGUUAUAUUUGAUGCGGAGUAUCCGAUGUCUGCACCCGAUAUUAUAUUCGGACCUGAAGAUGAAAGUUUUCAGCAGUUUCUUGUAUUGCAUGGUGAAGAUCCGAAGUCUCCCAUGAACCGUUUGGGUGGUUGGGAUAGCAGAGACCCUACGCAGCUCAUGCUUCUCGUUCAAGAACUGAGAGAUCAAUACAUGGCCUACCGGAUGAAGCGUGUUGGAGAGGUUCAAGAUGACCGCGUGAAAUUUGAAAUUAGCACAAUUGCUUUUCGGGAGGUAAUGUUUCAAUUCAAUAUUGUUUGUCUUGCAGACUGUGAGAACUUUAAAUUUAUAUACCGAGUGCGAGGGGAUGCACUAAGAAGUCUUCUUUUGUGCAUGGCUGAAUAUCUCCCCCCUCUUGAAGAGACUCUUGAAAAACAGGUUUUGGAGGCAGUUUCCUUAAUUGAUGUUAGAAGGCGCUUUAUUGAGGCAUUAGCCGUUCAGUUUGGAAGACCAGUGGAAGCUGAUCCGAUCUUUUGCAGAAAGGCAACGUUUCUAGCUGCUUCUGGAGUUUUCACAUUUCUGGUUCAUUUAACAAUUACAACUCAGUUUCCAAAGCAACCGCCAGCUAUAGUGCUUCAAAGUUCCCAGGCAAGGAUAUUCUCCUCCCAACCUGUAGAUUAUUUAGUAUCAUUGUCAAACCUUAGAUAUAUAGGUAGUCAGUGUUGUCUGCUUCAGACCAAAGGUUAAAGGUCUAUCUGCUACUGUACAUAUACAUAUUGUAAAAUUAAUAUUCUUGGUAUCUUUUAUCUCAUGCAUCAAGUGCCCGUGUAUGAAUAUUUUUACCAGCUUUGAGUUA
Molecule: messenger RNA, 1513 nt
Organism: Rosa chinensis
Lineage: Eukaryota; Viridiplantae; Streptophyta; Magnoliopsida; Rosales; Rosaceae
Exons: 9
Coding region: 1-1404 (467 amino acids)
Biological process (GO): double-strand break repair
Cellular component (GO): BRCA1-A complex; BRISC complex
Source: RefSeq, a predicted model, not a curated record